ACCAUGGGAGGGACAGAAUCUUACUCACAGGGAAACGAAAGUCAUAUCAGGAACAGAAAGCUCAGUGUGUGAGACAAGCCUGACAAAGACACAGAGAGGUCUCUGAAAAGCUAACAAAGGCUGACAGAUAGAAACAACUGGAUCUGCCAUCGGAGUUAUUUUUUGUGUUUCAAUAUUAAAAAAUGGUGCUUCCUGAAAAAGAGCCGAACACAACAGAAAUUAAAUCUGCAUUACCCGGAAACAGCAGAACAUCAUCGCAGAAAGGUUCCCCUGCCAGGCUGCCAAGUGCAAGUAAAUCACAACAAGGCACAGCAAGGUAUGGAACUGGAGCAGCUGAAAAUAAACCAAAUGCCAGAGGGGCCCAAAAUCUGCCAAAUACACCAGUGGCUGCACUAACUGCAGAAAGUCAAUCAGGCAAAAGCAGAGCUAGUACUAGAUCAGGAGCAGUUGGAAAACAAUCUGUGACCUCCUCACUGAGGACUGGGAAAGAUAAGCAGAUUCCAGAAACUCAUCCAAACACUUUUCCUUCUGGAAAGUCACCUGUAUCUCAUCCAUUACUCUCUGGGGAAGACAUAGACCAAGUAGAGAAGAAAACCCGUGGGCAGAGGAAUAAUUUGGAAUGGCACAACUGGCGCAAAAACCGCAUCACAGCAUCUAUGGCGCACCAGAUAUCACAUAGCAGAUUUGCAAAUCAUAAAACUGAGGAGAUUCCCCAAUCAUAUCUGAAGGCAGUUCUUGGGACAGGGUCCAGAGUACAAACAACUGCCAUGUACUGGGGCAUUCAGAAUGAGAAAAAAGCUGUUCUGGCUUAUGAGAAGUUGGCAUCAAAGAGAGAUGGGAGACAGGUGAAGGUGGAGGACUGUGGCCUGUUCAUACACCCCAUGAAGAACUGGCUGGCGGCAAGCCCAGAUGGCAUAGUGAAAGAUGGGUGCACUUGGGAGACUCUGCGCAUCUUGGAAGUAAAGUGUCCUUAUAAACACAAAGAACAUACCAUAAGUGAGGCAUGUGCUGACCCCAAAUUUUGCCUUCAAUUAAAUGGAGACUCUUAUAUGCUGCGGCAAGAUCAUGCCUAUUACACACAGGUGCAGUGCCAGCUGGCAGCUACUCAGCUAAGAAGUGCAGAUUUUGUGGUGCAUACAAAUAAGGAAACUGCAAUUGCUCCUGUGUGUUUCAGUCCUGAGUUUUGGGAAAACACUGAGAAAAAGUUAGAAUUAUUCUACACUGAAGCUGUGCUCCCUCAGUUACAAAAGCCAUGUGUCACCAGAAAAGAAGAGAAUGUAAAAGCAGUGCGAGCAGCAGAAGAGUAAAUUUAUCAAUAAUUGUUGGUAUCCAUGUGUUUCAGGAAGUCUCUCUGCAAUAGAACUGAGUGCAUUGUAGUCAAUCACUUUAUUACACUAUAUUAUGAAUUUUAUUUGACAGUGAUAGUUGUCCAAAAUACUGAUGGAAGCAUAUCUGAAAGAGAAGUAUGAUUACAACAAUUUAUUAUGAGAAGGAUCAUCGUCAGUUCUGUAACAUUUGUUAUUUUGCAUAGAAAAUAUUGAAGACAAAAUGCUACAUGAUGAUCCAUUUAGAAGUACAGUGUUACCCCAGUGUUUCUUUGGACAGCAAGGCAGCUGCUCCCAGAAUUAUUUUUUAUUUGCCUGAUCUGACUCACCCAAGAAUAUGAAGUCAUUUUGUUCUAUUCUUGAAACAGAUUGCAUAUUUAGCUAUGUGUAUCUGAUAUUUGUGGUGUUGCCAUACGUAUUGCAGUAUUUAUUUUAUUUUAAAGGCAAAAUAAAGCAACUGCUCGGAUUAUAUUCCCAUCAUAUAGCUGUGUAAUAGCACAGGACUGUUGUACCAUGGAUGCUUCUGAAGGUAUUUGCCCUGUUCUUCCAAGUUGCUUACCUGCUUAUUGCCACCUUACCUGUGCCCUGCUCAGCAGUAUUAGUUGCAAUUUGCUGCUGCUGUUCCCUGGAAGCUCAUGGCCAUGUAACAUGGGUAGAGAUGAUCUCGGGAACAACAGUCCAACUGGUGGUCCAGUCCCAGCUUAUAUAAGUGCUCCACUGAUUUCAUUGUAAUGUUGUAAUGUUAUUAUAGCCCAACAAGAAACAUUUUUUUUGUAAGUUUUUAUUUAGCACUUCAAUUUUCAAUCCCCCUUGGUUAUGAGAAGGACAGAAAAGAAAGGAGAGGAUAGAGUGAGAAGGAGAAAAAGAAGGGAAGAAGUGACCCCAAACAUUUUUAAUAUUGGACCCCAAAAAGAAGCAGGAUCUAGGGCUUUACUUAACCUGUCAUAGAUUCAAUUUUCAUUUGUUUUCUGUUUACACAUACAAUGUAUUAUUAAUAAACAUUUACAUUUUUCUGUUA
Xenopus laevis (African clawed frog) is the source of this 2343-nucleotide messenger RNA. RefSeq lists its product as uncharacterized. The record is from RefSeq and is a predicted model, not a curated record. The coding region runs from base 183 to 1307 and encodes 374 amino acids. NCBI's taxonomy places the organism in Eukaryota, Metazoa, Chordata, Amphibia, Anura, Pipidae. The transcript has 2 exons.